UUUUUCUAAUGCCCUUAUACUUUUCCCCCCUCUAAGAAGCAAACACACAUAUUCAAGUGGCGAUGGUGUUCAACGAGCGGCUCCGGCGAUAGAGAAACCACCGUCAAUCCUUCCCCUCCGUCGCUUCCACGGCGAGGACGACACAACACACGCCGAUACAGUGGUCUGAACAUUCCACGCAUCCAUUACCAUGCCUAAUGUCACCCCUUCCACCAUUCUCAAAUCACUCCACAACCUCUGCUUCCUCAGACUCACCUCUUCUCUCUCGCUUCCACUCACCGGAAACCACCAUGCUCAGCCACCAAAACACGACGGAAACUUCACGCUGGCAACGGAACUCGCCUCGUUAAUGGAACAAUCAUCCGAAGACGCCGCCAGUAAGAGAAAACCCAUGACCCGAAUGGAGCUCAAACGCUUCCUGGAGCUCCGAAUCAAGAAACGGGUCAAAGCACAACGCGCCGCCGACGGCAAGUUCCGCGACCUCAUGAAAAACGUGAUCUCCGAUGCCGAAACCCUUCGCGACGCCUACACCUGCAUCAAGCUCAACUCCAACAUCGUAACCGCCACCGCAACCGCCGCCGUAUCCUGCGGCGAUGACGGUUAUUUCCUGGAUGACGUGGCGCAACGGCUUCGUGAGGGGAGUUUUGACGUGAGUGCGAAUACGAGUUCCAUCUCGACGAGGACGAGGGGAGAGUCGAAGGAGGUGCUGGUGCUUCCCAAUUUGAAGCUGAGGGUUGUUCAGGAGGCGGUGAGGAUUGCGUUGGAGGUUGUUUUCCGGCCGCAAUUCUCGAGGGUUUCACACGGUUGCCGGAGUGGGAGGGGCCGGGUUGCGGCGUUGAGGCAUGUUUGCAAGGGGGUGGUGGGACCUGACUGGUGGUUUACUUUGCUUGUGGUGAAGAAGCUUGAUGCUGCAUUGUUGGCUAAAUUGGUUUGUGUAAUGGAGGAUAAGAUUGAGGAUGGUUGUUUAUAUGGUUUGAUUCAAAGCAUGUUUGAUGCUCGAGUUUUGAAUCUCGAGUUUGGGGGGUUCCCUAAGGGAGAUGGUUUACCACAAGAAGGGGUUUUGUCUCCAAUUUUGAUGAAUGUUUAUCUUGAUGUGUUUGAUAGUGAGUUUCACAGGCUGUCUAUGAAAUAUGAAGGUGUUCGUGAGGGAGUGGUUGUUGAUGGAGAUAGGGCAUUGUCUAAGAAAUGUGAAGGUGAUUGUGAGGGAGUGGCGGUUGAUGGGGAUAAGGCAUCAUCCUCCACGCUGCGCCGAUGGUUUCGGAGACAGUUGGGUGGUGAUGGUGUUGGGAUGAGUGGUGUGGUUGAGGGCGACUCUGGUGUCAGAGUUUACUGUUGUAGGUAUAUGGAUGAGAUAUUUUUCGCGGUUUCUGGUUCGAGGGAUUGUGCUGUCAAUUUUAAGUCUGAGAUUGAGAGUUAUUUGAAGGGCUCUUUGAUGUUGGAUGUGAAGGGUCAAGCUGAUGUGUUGCCCUGUGAAGACACUCGAGGGUUGCGGUUUUUGGGGACUUUGGUUAGGAGGAGUGCUAGAGAGAGUCCUGCUGUGAAAGCUGUUCACAAGUUGAAAGAAAAAGUGGAGCUAUUUGCCUUGCAGAAGCUUGAGGCCUGGAAUUAUGGGACGGUUAGAAUCGGGAAGAAGUGGUUGGGUCAUGGUUUGAAGAAGGUUAAGGAAUCAGAAAUCAAACAUUUAGCUGAUGAGAGCUCUCUCCUGAACAGGGUUUCCUGUUUCCGUAAGUCCGGGAUGGAAACUGACCAUUGGUAUAAGGAGUUGCUGAAGAUAUGGAUGCAAGAUAUUCAAACGAAAAAUGUCAAGAGUGAAAAAAGUAUCUUAUCUAAGUGUGUUGCAGAGCCAGCUCUUCCGCAAGAGCUAAAAGAUUCAUUCUAUGAAUUUAUGAAACAGGCAGAGCAGUAUAUUUCUUCUGAGGCAGACUCUAUUCUCAAGCUUUUGCCAAAUGAAAAUAGCUCAACCGAACGGGUAAUGGCAAAAACUGAGAUUGUUGCUCCUAUCAAUGCCAUAAAACAACGUCUCCUGAGAUAUGGAUUGACUACUUCAAAGGGAUUUCCCCGUUCUGCUAACUUGCUUAACAUGCAAGAUACGACUGAAAUUGUAGACUGGUUUGAAGGGAUUGCUUGCCGCUGGCUGAAAUGGUAUGAAAACUGUGCUAACUUUAGUGACAUAAAGCUUUUGAUUGCAGAUCAAGUUAGGAAAUCAUGCAUUCGUACUUUAGCAGCAAAGUAUCGGGUACAUGAAACGGAGAUAGAAAAGCGGUUUGACUUAGAACUUAGCAGACUUCCAUCAACACAUGAUGCGGAGAAAGAGAUGGCGAAUGAAGCAUUGGAUGUUCAAGCUUUUGAUAAUGAUGAAUCAUUAAUGUAUGGAAUUUCUUAUAGUGGUUUGUGUUUGUUGUCUUUAGCAAGGAUUGUCACCGAGGCUAGACCAUGUAAUUGCUUUGUAGUAGGGUGCUUGUCUCCGGCACCAAGAGUCUAUACUCUUCAUGUUAUGGAAAGGCAGAAGUCUCCAAGCUGGAAGACUGGGUUUUCAACUUGCAUUCAUCCAAGCUUAAAUAAACGGCGUGUAGGGUUGUGUAAGCAGCAUUUGAGGGAUUUGUAUCUUGGUCAUAUAUCACUUCAGUCCAUUGACUUUGGUGCAUGGAAGUGACCGCCAUCAAU
Molecule: messenger RNA, 2664 nt
Organism: Lotus japonicus
Lineage: Eukaryota; Viridiplantae; Streptophyta; Magnoliopsida; Fabales; Fabaceae
Product: nuclear intron maturase 4, mitochondrial
Exons: 1
Coding region: 191-2653 (820 amino acids)
Biological process (GO): mRNA processing
Source: RefSeq, a predicted model, not a curated record